Messenger RNA from Schistosoma intercalatum, 1581 nucleotides. The record is from the annotation of a GenBank genome assembly. NCBI's taxonomy places the organism in Eukaryota, Metazoa, Platyhelminthes, Trematoda, Strigeidida, Schistosomatidae.
UGCAUAUUGAUCAAUUCAUUCAUAUACAUGGUUUAUUCCAUAUAGAAUGUUAUGAAAAAUGACUAUAAUAUUCAUUUAAUUAUAAGAAACUUUGAGCAUAACAACAAGUCACAUAUACAAUUUAGAUUUUUUGAUAAAUUAUACUCCAUUUUAAAAAAAAAUAAAAAAAAGACUCUAACUCAAAUAAACAUCCUACUUUUAUCAUUGAAAUGUAAUAUAAGUAUAUAAAUAUAUACAAAUAGAUUAUAUUCUUUAAAUGAUCAUUUAAUUACAUUAAUAAUAAUAACAAUAAUAAUAAUAAUAAUGAAUAAACAAUCAUUGAAUACAAUUACACCAUUAUUAUGUAUCACAAUACAUAUAGAAAAUUAUAUUGAAUUAUAUAUACAUGAUGAUUAUUCAUUACCAAUAUUACAAUAUCGUUAUGAACAGUAUUAUAAUAAACCAUGGAAACAACCAAAAAAAUGUAUUAAAACAAAAUUAAUAUUAACUUAUACAUCAUUAAUAUUAAAAAAUGGUUCAUGGUGGCCAUAUCGUUAUGAAAAUAUAAUUCAAUAUAAAACAAUACAAAAAAUUAUUCUAUUUAAUCAACAUAAAUUACAAUUAGCUAUUGGUUUAUAUGAUGAUGAUUAUAUUGAAAAACAAUUUUUAAUUAUAACAACAAAAAAUAUUACUGAUAUUGAUAAAUUAAUUCAAUUAAUUGAUACACAAUUAUUAAUAUGGAAAUAUACAUUCAAUAAACAAAUCGAUUAUUAUCCUUAUCAAUUAUAUAAAAGAAAAUUAAUAACCAAUAAUAAAUUACAAUUAAUACCAUUAAAGAAUAAAGCAUUAAAUAGAAAAGGUUUAAUUGAUAAAAAUCCAAUGAUUUCAAUGACAAAUCAUGUAAUUGGAUUGAAUUCAUUAAGAAAUACUACAUUUAAUCAAUUGAAUGAAAAGAUUAUUGAUAAAUCGAAUGGUAUAUUAGAAAUUGAUUAUAAUAAUCCACAAUCAAAUCAUCAUUAUAAUGAGCAUAAAUCAAUACUGAAUACGUAUAAUAAUAUAAAUGAUCAUGAUUUAUAUAAUGAUAAAAGAAUAAUUGAAGCAAUUCCAAGUACUUCAAAUAAUAAUCAUAAUCAUAAUCAUAAUAAACAUCGAAAAGAACAUCAUAUAAAAAAAGAAAAAGAAGAAAAUAAAAAAAUAAAAAAUAAAUUAUGUCAAACAGAUUCUUAUUAUAUUGAGAAUAAUAAUAUCAAAUCAUGGGAAGUUGAUAUUAAACAUGUACGUUAUGAUCCUAUACAAGGAAAUAUAUUAGAUGAUAAUGGUUCAGUUUAUCUAUAUUCUGCACAUGAAAUCGACUAAUAUAUAUACAUUCAUAAUCAAUGAUCUAUUAAGGAUUAGAAAAGGUUUUAAUGAAUUAUUUGAUUUUCCAAUAUAAUCAAUGGAAUAUUGAUUUGUUCAUGUUUUAUUUUAUAAACAUUUAUUUACUUUUAAGUGUUAUGCUAUUUUCUUAUAAGAAAAAAACAACUACUGAGCUGUAAUCCAUAUUUAUCGUUAAUGAGUUGUAAUAAUAAAAUUGAGAUCAACUAUUCUAUAUGUUGCUAAGGC